This is a messenger RNA of Lutzomyia longipalpis, 2213 nucleotides long. RefSeq names its product transcription elongation factor B polypeptide 3 (gene EloA). Gene Ontology annotation, cellular component: nucleus; elongin complex. Gene Ontology annotation, biological process: transcription elongation by RNA polymerase II. The record is from RefSeq and is a predicted model, not a curated record. Lineage: Eukaryota; Metazoa; Arthropoda; Insecta; Diptera; Psychodidae. The transcript has 4 exons. Bases 134 to 2062 code for a protein of 642 amino acids.
AACUCACCCCGUGACAUUUCAAAUGCACAUAACCUAAAACUCGAGUGGAAAAAACUGCAGAAAAAUAAAAUUUAUGAACAGUGGAAGUUAAAAAUACUCCCUUUAUUCCCUCGCAAUUGCGUCUCUUGGGAAGAUGUCUUCUGUACGGGAAGUUGUAGUUCACUACCAGAAGAGCAUUGAGAAGACGACAGACAAGAAAAGGCUCCUUCACUGCAUUGAAAAGCUGUACAAAUUACCCGUGACUAUUGAGCAUUUACAAGAGACGGGAAUUGGGAAAACUGUGAAUAAUCUGCGCAAAGAAGAGGGUGAAGUGAAAGUCGCUGCCAGGGCGCUCGUGGCAAAAUGGAAGGCCAUGGUGGCGCAGGCGGAGUUGGAGAGUACGAAUGCAGAUGAAACACCCCAGCAGGAUUCCAAUCAAUCCAACUCAGAUCACGAACAAGAUUCCCAGCAGGGUGGGGGUGAUAAAGAAUAUCCCACACCAUCAAUCAACAAGACGGAAAAAUCCAGUAGUAAUGACGACGCGAAGGAACACCAUAAAUCGCACAAGAGUAGCAGACAACAUCAUCACAGGGAUGAAUCAGAGUCAAGCCAUCAUCACCAUCAUCGGCAUAGGAGUGAUAGGAGUGAAAGCAAAAGUAGUAGUCACAGGGAGCAUCAUCAGAAGAAGGAGGAGAAGAGUAGUAGUCACAGAAAGGAGAAGAGUGAUAGGAAACAUCGUGAUAAGGAUAGGGAGGAGAGGCAUAGGGAAAAAUCCCAUUCAAAAGUAAAAGAACAACAAACACCAGCUGUACGGCCGGAAGCCACAGAAGCAUCACAGCAAAAUGCUAAAACGUCAAAGAGUCCUGAAAAGUCUGGGAAAUCGGAAAAAGCGAAGCAGGGAAAGAGUUCUGAACCUCCAAAGACUAACAACUCUGAAGGUGAUUCCGACGGUAGUAUAGACAAUUCACAGGGCACGAGUUUUGCUGAUGCCCUAUCAAUGAUAUCUGAUGUACCACAGAGGAAGAGCGCCCAGAAGCGACGGCGACCUUCAGAGGUACCAUCCACGUGCACCUCAACAACUACCACGAAGGAUUUAUUGGAGAAUAGUGAAAAGAAGAGAAAGACGGGAGUGAAAAAAAUAGCCGUUGUCAAGCCAUUGGGUCCUCCGGAUCUGCUAAAAAGUCCCGAGAAGCUGUCCCCCCUUGAUCUGGAAAUCUUCAAAGAAGACAACUUUGAACUACCUCCAAUUGCAAAGGCCGAAAUCACCAGCAACUAUCGCCCAAUGCCCCUUAACCCAGCUGUGAUGGAAUGCGUCUAUCCCGUAGCGAGUUCGAGUAAGCAGAAACCCUCUACAGCGACAUUCCACAUGACCGAUGAGGAAGCAAUGGGCACGAGUAUGCAGUCAAAGAACCUCCGGACAAAAGUUUACUCAGGCAUAAAAACCGGAGCAAUUUGGCAAGUCCCAACACUCCAUGAGUUGUGCAUAAGGAUUCUACAGAAGAACAUUGAUGCCCUCGAGUACACGGGUGGGGUACCAUUUGAGAUUCUCAAGCCAGUAAUUGAACGUGCCACGGCGGAGCAGCUCUUCCACUUUGAGCACUACAACCCGUAUUUAAUGGAAGAUACCGAUGAGCUGUGGCAGAAGCACUGCAAGCGACGUUUUAAGUCUGAGAAGAGGCAGGAAAUGGAGUCAUGGCGUGAAAUGUACAUGCGCUGCUAUGACGAACAGGAAGCAAGAUUCAAUAAUCUAACGCAAAACAUCAAGCAGUCUCUGACCACAUCCAUACCCGUGCGGAAGACCCAGCUUGCCUACGUUGAUAGCAUCGUGAAACCACCGAGAAGUGUACUCAGGAAGCAAAAUCAAUUUGGGACUCGGGGGAAAGUUAGUGCGACUCCAGCUGCAAGAGUUGCGGCGCUCAGUGGGAUUAGCAAGAAUAUCGCCAAAGCUGGUGAUUCGAGACUUAGAGUAGCUUCUCUUAAUCGAGAAUACGAUCCAGCAAGCAGUAGUUCAGCUGUGAAACCAAAACGUGCACCACUCAUGCAAAAAUCUUUGAUGCUCUUCAAGGGACGUUUGAAGAAAUAAAAGAAAAAUAAUUAAAUAGACAGAUGCACGUUCGUGCGCAUUGUUUUAUCCUCUAAUUUAAUCAACAAUUUAGUUGUUUUUAAUUGUAUAAUUUACGUAGAAAUCUGUGUGUUUUAUUGAAUGAUUAAAAAACAAUGUAAUAGCACAUAAA